GUACAACACAACAACAUCCACCACGACCACAAUUCUCACAACCUCAACCUCAACCUCAACCUCAACGCCACAGUCCACUCCCAACUUGCAACAUCCCAUGAAUUUUGCAUCUCGAUGAUUUCAUCCUCUCCAGAAUGGCUGCCCUCGAUAUCGGCCAAACGGUGCAGCUUGCAGACGGCCGAUACGCGAUAGUUCGCUACGUAGGGCAACCGGAAUUUGCAGCAGGCGAAUGGAUUGGAGUUGAACUCGAAGAUGAUAGCGGAAAAAACGAUGGGAGCGUCAAGGGGCAGCGGUAUUUUGACUGUCAGAUGGGCCGGGGAAUGUUUCUUCGACCGACAGCUGUCAAAAUUGUCGAGCAACCACCACCGAAAAUGAAGCCUCCACCAGCCAAGCGGCCAGCGAGACCAAGCAGUGUGACUGUUGCUCCACCAGGAAGACGUAUGAGUGCCACCGGAAAACGAGCGAGCAUGAAUGCUGCGAGUCCUAGCCCUGCAAACCGAACGUCUCGCCCUUCGAGCAUGAUCAGAGUACGUGUACUAUCGGCGUAAGUGACAAUUUUACUAACUAUCCAAAGUCCCCUACCAAAUCUCCCACGAAACAACUUUCUGGUGCCUCAUCAACCGUGCCGACUCCUAGAACGGGGACACCCUCAAAUACCCGGCCGCCGUCGACAUCAAUGUCAAAACCCCCGCCAGGUGUCCGCCCCACUCGAACUUCUAUGGGUCCACCGCCUGUUCCAGCAGCACGAAAUACUCGGCCAUCGCUAUCGGGGGGAAGUGGCGUGGGUAGCAGAACUUCAGUUCCUGCCAUACGGACAUCAAGUAGUCGAACGUCGCUCGCACCAAAAGCGAAGCUUCGCCCCGGAGCUGAACGAGUUGGAUCAAUUGGAAGUCAAAUGAGUGGGGGGCGAGCGGGUGACGAUAGUCCAACUGGGGGCGAUGGAAUCGACUCGCCUGGCAAAAGUGAUACCCUUUCCCCAAAAGCAUCAAGUCCCUUGAUGAGUAGGGCAUCUCCUGCUGGACGCCAACAUGGCACUCCAGCCUCCUCUCCAAACCCAGCGUCUCCAAAUACCCAGCGAGCCGCAGGGGCAAGCACAGCAGCUACUCGGGAAAUCGAGAGUUUGAAAACCAAGCUUCGAGUGAUGGAAAACAAACGACUAGAGGACAGAGAGAAGCUGAAGGCCAUGGAGAAGGUACAGGCCGACAAGGAGAAAUUUGAGAAUAUAAUUAUGAAGCUCCAGGCCAAACUACAAGAAGCGCAGCAAGAAACUGCAGAACUUCGUCGAGAAGCAAAGGAAUCCAUAGGGCUGUCUGAAGAGGUGGAAAACAUCAAGGCCGAAUAUGACAUCGCCCUUGAGAAUGCCACGCUGGACAGAGAGAUGGCAGAAGAAAUGCAAGAUGUUUUGAAAUCAGAGUUGGAAGCUCUGAGGGAAAAGGCAGAGGAACUCCAAUUGCAAGUCGAUAUCCUGGAAGCCGAUAAUAAGGAGCUUUCGAGUGAGAUGAGUCCUGAAGAAAAGUCUAGUAAAGGAUGGUUACAAUUGCAGACGAAACUUGAGCAUCUCACGGAAGCGCUUUUUGUCUUGCGCGACAGAAAUACUGAGGAAAAAGCAAAUUAUACUGCCCAUGUCAAGGAAUUGCAAGGGGAAGUUGACGAGCUUACCUCGAUUAAAGCCAGCUAUGAGUCAACGAAAGAAAAACUCGACCGCGCGGAAAGCGUGAUUGAGGAUUUGCGGCAACAGUUAGACAAUGCCCUGGGUGCCGAAGAUAUGAUCGAAGAAUUGACGGAUAAGAAUAUGCUUAUGAGUGAGAAAAUUGAUGAGCUGAAGGCUGCAAUCGAAGACCUUGAGAGUCUGAUAGAAGUCAACGACGAACUUGAAAUUACUCACGUGGAGGCCGAGAAAGAUAUGCAGAACGAGAUUGACUUCAAGGACAGUGUGAUCAGCGAGCAUAUUCGACGCGCUUUGCAACAAGAUGAAGCAUUGGAGGAUAUGGAGUACACGUUAUCACGAUUCCGAGAACUCGUCACGAGUUUACAAAGCGAUUUGGAGGAUAUGCGAGCAUCGCAUGCCAUGACCGAAACGGAAUCAGAACAGUUAAACAGCAGAUCUCGCGCAAUGAUGGAUCUAAAUAUGAAGCUGCAGCUUUCGGCAGCCAAGACCCAGGUCAAAACAAUCGACCUCGAACUUCGUCAACUUGAUGCUCAGGAAGCCUCGGAACAUCUUGCGAUUGUGCAGUUUUUCCUACCAGACGCAUAUCAUACUGAAAAAGAUUCGGUUUUGGCAUUGCUGCGAUUCAAGCGUGUGGGAUUCAAGGCAAAUCUCGUACAUGGUUUCGUCAAGGAAAGAAUCAACGGUCAACCACCUGUUGGGCAUGAGGAAACUUUAUUCUCGGCUUGUGAGGUGCUUGACAGACUUGCGUGGGUUAUUGCUAUGUGUGACCGGUUUGUGAACGCCUUGAAUCACUGCUCUACUGACGAGUUCGCAAAAUUCGAAGGUGCUCUAUAUGAGCUCGAGCCAGUUGAGCGAGCCCUCAAUGGCUGGAUUGAUGGACUCCGCCGGGAUAAAUUGAAGGAAAGCCAAUGUGCCAGCGAACUACAACGUACCAUUGCAUUAAUGUCACAUCUUGGGGAAGUACACAUUUCCAAUGGACUGGCUAGCUAUGCCGAUGAUGUGCACAUGCGAACCCUCAUCAUGCAGAGCCACUUAGAAAAUGCGGCCGCUGCCAUAUCAGCAGCAAGGACUAUGGUACAAACGGUCAUACCAGUCCAAGGCGAAGAAGACGAGCAUGGCCAACACUUUGCGCGGAAAACCGAAACAGUUAUUAGUGCCACUCGCAGCGCUAAAGUCAUCGUCAGCAAGGCUGUGAGAGCCCUCGAAGAACUCAAGACUCGGUCAUUGUCGUUGACUCCAGAUACCAUCCAAAGUUUUGAGCAAUGCGAGACGGCUACGGAAGAGUUGGCAACUUUCUCUCGUCAUGUCGGAUUUGACCUUUGCAAGCUAUUACACGAGGAGGGCAGGACUGACCCAUUUACCUACCACGAAGUCCAAAAUUCAGUCCAUAGAACUACAACAUCAAUCUUGGCCUCGAGCGAAUCGGACUUGUUCUCGGCAUACUCUAAUAGACUUCGUACUUUGACAACUUCUCUAGUUGAUCUUGCCGCUUUGGCAUCCGACUUGGAGAUGACUCAGGAGUUUGAGCGAGCGGCAGCUCCGUGGGUGCUACGUUCUCAACAGCUGAAGACUUCGAAGACCAUCACCAUCGACGCAGAAGAAGAAAUGCGCCGCCUUAAAGAUGACCACCAUGAACGCCUCCGAGAGAUCGCAUUACGAGACCAAACAUUGGAGGAAGCUAAUGUCAAGAUUGAAUUGCUUGAGAGUCGCAUGCGUGAUGCCACGAAAAAGAAUGAGAAGAUCACGGAACUGGAGAAGAAGAUCGAGGAUGCCAAACGACGAGAAAUCGAGUUGUCGGAAUCGCUUGACUCCCAAAACAAGGAGAUUACAAGUCUCGAUGCAGACCGAGAGAAAUGGCGCAAGGUCGCCGAAGAUGCCAAAGCUCUUGGCAUUGCGGCACCUGGGUCUAAGGCUGGAAAAGAACGCGCGGUUGCCACAGCUCGUGAGAUGGAUGCCCUCAAAACAGAAAUCGAAAGCUUACAAGCCGCUGUCCGUUAUCUGCGCGAGGAUAACAGGUGCGCACGUCUCACAGAUCCACAGUCUCACGACUGGCUCGAGGCACCAUUGGCCAAGCCAAAAUCGAAGGAAGAGCAGCGCAGAGCCCUGGUUGUUUCAGAGGGUCAGGAUGUACUCAACGAAUUACUCAAACUGGCCUCUACGGCCCAGGUGUUCGAUCUCAGCACUAUGCCCGAGAACCGUCUCGCAUGGCGACCAUUGAACUCGACACCUCAAUACCAUGUGGCGAAGCAGCGAGAAAACUACGUUGCGUGGGAUGGCUGGAAAGCUAACGUUGUUAAGAAGGCUCAGGUUCUUGCUGAGCGGGAUAUCAACCGCCAAACUAAGAAGUCAAGGGGUAAUUUGGCAGCAAAGGUCGCGCUGCGACUCCCGGAUUGGGAUGGCAAAGGUAUCAAUAGGGGUAGAGAGGUGGAGAUCGUGAACCCGGAUGAGUUUGAAGGGUUUAGGGGAAGGCUUGGGUUUGUAUAAUUCCGUAUAGUUCAUUUUUCAUGACAUGGUGAGAGCGCUUUAUACCCCCUGGAAAUGUUAGUUACGUUAUGACCUCAGUUUUUCUGGUCCAUAUGAUUAGGCAGAUGUGAAUGAUAUGAGUCCGUUUGUG
Molecule: messenger RNA, 4283 nt
Organism: Hymenoscyphus albidus
Lineage: Eukaryota; Fungi; Ascomycota; Leotiomycetes; Helotiales; Helotiaceae
Source: the annotation of a GenBank genome assembly